AUGGAUUUUGAUAAAUGGUACAAGAGACUACAGAUACUGGAACUUGAAAUUCUGGAAUCGAUAUUGGCAUUUAAAUUACUGGACUGUGCUUGCAUUUCCCAUGUUGAUAGCCUUUUAGUACUAACAAGGGUUCAUUUCUGGGGGAAAGAAUCUCUCCUAGAUCAAAUGGUUGCUGCCCUAAAAAAAUUUCUGGGGAAACAGUCGUUCUCUGCCACUUUCUUAGCAAAUGCGAACAACAAUGUUGUGAAACAAAGGAUUCAAUGGUGGUCGAAUUUUGAGGCCGACCAAAUAUUAGAUGAAGAUUCCAAUACAAAGAUAGGGUUAAUGACAAGAGGCAGAAAAACUUACAUUAAAGCUGAGGUUUCAGAGAAAAUUCAGCGGGCCCUACAGCACCUCAUAAGACCAUCGGGAAUGCAACUUAGACAAGGAGACAUGCUGUAUGAUGACCAUAAACACCUAUUUGAUGUUAAAGAGAACAUUGCUGCCACACUGGUGGAAAGAGUGGCUGGUGAUAUUGAGAAGCUCUUGGACAAGAAGGUGGAAGCUCUGGAGAGACUGGCCAAGGCUGCAGAGCAGUUUCAGAAGGAGCAUCGUUGGCAAGACGAUAUUAAGGGCGGUGAUAGAGAUGACGAAAACUCAGAUGGGGAACAAAUUAAUCCUUUACAGUUAGAGUUUGUGGAUGAUCCAAACUUCAAGGUCAAGGUCAACUAUUCCUACAUGGCAGUGCAGAUCCCAACAGACAUCUACAAGGGCUCAACUGUUAUCCUUAAUGAGCUGAACUGGACAGCAGCACUGGAGGAUGUGUUCAAACGUAACCGAGAAGAGGACCCCUCACUUCUCUGGCAGGUCUUUGGAAGUGCCACAGGUGUGACCAGAUAUUACCCAGCAACUCCAUGGGGCCCUCCCAAUAAGAUUGAUCUGUAUGAUGUGCGACGGAGACCCUGGUAUAUCCAAGGUGCCUCAUCCCCCAAGGACAUGAUGAUUAUAGUUGAUGUAAGCGGCAGUGUCAGUGGCCUUACCCUGAAGCUGAUGAAGACGUCUGUCAUUGAGAUGCUGGACACACUGUCUGAUGAUGAUUACGUUAAUGUUGCUUCGUUCAACGAUGAAGCCAAUCCUGUGGCUUGUUUCAAGCAGCUGGUCCAAGCCAAUGUACGGAACAAGAAGGUUCUAAAAGAUGCCGUGCAGGAGAUGAUUGCCCAGGGAGUCACAGAUUACAAAUCAGGAUUCAAUUAUGCCUUUGAUCAGCUACUCAACACCACCACCAUUCGAGCAAACUGUAAUAAGAUGAUAAUGAUGUUCACAGAUGGAGGAGAGGAUCGAGCACAGGAUGUCUUUGAGAGACACAAUUGGCCCAAUAAGACGGUCCGUGUCUUCACCUUCUCAGUUGGACAGCACAACUAUGAUGUCACACCUCUGCAGUGGAUGGCAUGUGCAAAUAAAGGAUAUUAUUUUGAAAUCCCUUCCAUUGGAGCAAUCCGGAUAAAUACUCAGGAGUAUUUGGAUGUUCUUGGCCGUCCAAUGGUGAUGGCAGGGAAAAAAGCCAAAAAAGUUCAAUGGACCAACGUGUACCAGGAUGCUUUGAGCCUUGAGCUGGUGAUAACAGGGACAAUGCCAGUUUUCAACAUCACCGUGGAGAGUGGCCAGCAGAAUCAACUUAUGCUCGGAGUGAUGGGGAUCGAUGUUGCUCUUGAUGACAUCAAGAAGCUCACCCCUCGCUACAAUUUAGGUGCCAAUGGAUACUUUUUCGCCAUUGACCCAAAUGGAUAUGUCCUGUUGCACCCCAACCUACAGCCAAAGAUUAUAAAUUUCCGGGAGCCAGUGACUCUGGAUUUCCUGGAUGCUGAGCUGGAGGAUGAAAACAAGGAACAGAUCCGGAAAAUCAUGAUUGAUAAGAAGAGUGGGAAAAGUGCCUUCAUAACUCUACUCAAAUCCCUGGAUGAGAGAUAUAUUGAUGAAGUAGCUAGGACGUACACAUGGACCCCAGUGCAAAGUGCUGAUUACAGCCUGGCCCUGGUGUUACCACCGUACAGCAAAUAUUAUAUCCAAGCAAAGUUGGAUGACCAAAUCCUUCAAGCUCAGUAUUUUGAAUCCUUGUUACCCAGCUCCUUUGAGACCGUGGGACAUGUAUUCAUUGCUCCCAGGGAAUACUGCAAGGAUCUUGUCAAGUCAGACAACAACACAGAGUUGUUAUUCAAUUUUAUCAAUCUGAUGGAUAAGAACACUCCUGACUACAAGAACUGUGAUUCAGAUCUAAUCUAUAAUUUGAUCCUGGAUUCCGGGAUCACUGCCAAAUUAGUGGAGAAAGUCUGGAGGAAUCACGACUUGCACACGCUGGGUCUGCUUGCAGUUUUUGUGGCCACCGAUGGAGGUAUCACAAGAGUUUUUCCAGCCAAGGCAGCAGAAGAGUGGAAUGAAGUCCCAGAGCCUUUCAGUGCAAGUUACUACAGGAGGAGCCUGGACAACACUGGUUUCCUCUUCCAUGCACCGUACAGGGAACCAAAUAGCAUGGUUGACACAGAUCUGAUGAACAACAGCAUUGGGAUUCUGGUGAGUGCUGCUGUGGACCUUCGCAUCUAUGGGAAGUCCCUGAAACCUGCAGUGGUUGGAGUGAAGUUGGACUAUGAAGCGUGGGUGUCAAAGUUUAAAAUUCUAGCCAGUAACCAGACGAACCGAGAUCAGAUGGAACCACGCAAGUGCAUGCCAUCUUCGGACUGUGAGAUGGACUGUGACGUUAACAGUGAGGACCUGUUGUGCGUGUUAAUUGAUGAUGGUGGUUUCCUAAUCAUGUCCAACCAGCCUGAACACUGGAGCCAGAUUGGUAUGUUCUUCAGUGAGGUAGACCCCAGCUUGAUGAAUGCACUCUACAAUGCUUCAUUCUACACAAGAAAGGAAUCCUAUGACUAUCAGUCUGUGUGUGGACCACCACCUAAUACUGACACAGGAGCUGCACCCAGAUCCAUUUUUAUUCCUACAGUUGCUGAUUUGCUGAACCUGGCAUGGUGGAGCUCAGCUGCUGCCUGGUCUUUAUUGCAACAGUUGUUGUAUGCCCUUACCUUACAACUCAGCUUCCAAGCAGAUGAUACAUUUGCAGAUGGUGUUGAACUGAAAGAGACGAGCUGUGUCACCAAGCAGACACAAUACUACUUUGGCAACAACAGUAGAUCCUACAGCAACUUAAUUGACUGCAGCAACUGCUCCAGGUUUUACCAUGCACAGAGAUUAGCGAACACCAACCUUCUGUUCGUGGUGGCAGAGAAGUUAACCUGUAGUCAGUGUGACCGAAGCAAACUGAUUCAGGCUGAGGUGCGAUCUGAUGGACCAGAUCAAUGUGAAGAGGUGCUGAAGCCUCGGUAUCGGAAAGGGCCUGAAGACUGUUUUGAUUACAAUGCAGCAGAGAAUACCUCAGACUGCGGUGGUGGAGCCACAUUGACGUCCUCCUUCUCCAUCUUACUAGCUCUGCAAUUGUUUCUCCUGUGUUGGACUGCCAAUCUUAACCUCUUUCCCUGGGCCAGCAGUCUUUGAUUUGGGACCUUCCUGUAACUAGAUAUCAGCUGUGCGAUUUUCAUGGCUGAGGACUUCCCUUCCCCCGGAAGCCUAAUUCUUCAUUCCAGUCUCACAUCUCCGUGUUGUCGUGUGGUGGAGCUGCGAACUGUGUGUGUGUGUGGAGCUGGUCUAUUGUGGUCGUUUGGACAACCAGUAUUUUCCUGGCAAGAUAACUUGUGGGGAAAGCAAGAUUUCAUGGAUCUGCUUUGUGGAAGAUCUUUUACAUGAAUAAGAAGAUGGGAAAUGCAAGAGGAGCCCAUCAUCCCCUUGUGCAGACCCCAUUGCUUUCCCAGACUUUCUCUUUACAUUUAAUAGGAGACCUUGGCAGUUUCAAUGUUACUGGAUAGCAUUUCUUCCAUUGGUAUAUUCAGCUUCUAUCUGCUGUUGAGAUAGGUUGCAUUUAUUUGUGCACUUUUGAUCACAUAUUUUGAUUGACAGCCAGGUUACAAGGCAGUUUUCCAACAGAAGUGGCUGUAACUGUAAUUAAUGACGUCAGGAGUCAGGAUAGCAUGUUCAUCAGCACCUUAGUUGGCAGCCUCCUUCCGUUUUAUACAUUGCUUCCAUUUUUAUUCAGGGAGAUCACUGUCCUCAGUAGUAUAAUGUGUACCUCAAAAAUUCUUUUAAACUCAUUUUAAAUGUUCCUUCAUCUGAGCACAGGGGCUGCUACCAGGCAGGUGCCCCUCGAAGGUUCAGGUUCUCCAGCUGUUGUUUGCAUUCCAGUCCCGAAUUGGGCUGUAACUGGAACAGAUGUGUAGGCACAACUCACAGGCAACUUUAGAGAAAUCCAAAUUAAAUGGUCUCAAUGUUAAAAAUUGUUUUUGCACAGUUUACAUUUAUGGGGUAACUGAGGAGUAAAAUAGAGCUGGUGGGGGGGGGGACGGUGGUGGUGAUUGAAUUCCACCAGUGGUGAAGGAGCCUUUUUCUAGUCUCUCCUUUACACUGUGUGUUGCUUAUAGAUAACUGUGGUGAUUGAGAAUGUGUGUAAUAUAUGUUAGUUGAAGUUGCUUGAAAGUGUUGUCAAGUCCCCUACAAGAUGUUACUUGAGAGUAAGAGACUGUGUUACGUUAUUUGUAAGCUGACUGGGUGUUGCCUACAGACUCAUUAUUUGUGCAUCUGUUCCUUAAGGAAGAUCAACACUUUGAAAGAAUAAUGUCCAAGAAAUCAUUCAACAAAAGUCAGUAAGUGUGUAGCAUUUAUUAGACAUGUUAAGUGCUGUGAUAUUGUUAAACUAUAGGCACUCUAGGUGUCUAUAAUGAGUGAAAUCUCAACACAUGUUAGAUAUGAAACCUCCCUAUGAAUAAGAUUUACACUCUUAGGGAUUUUUAAAUCUCUACCAUCAGCAGAGGACAUUAUUCUUUAGAUAUGUUACUUAUACACAG
Messenger RNA from Carcharodon carcharias (great white shark), 4922 nucleotides. It is a transcript of the gene cacna2d2a, whose product is annotated as calcium channel, voltage-dependent, alpha 2/delta subunit 2a. Gene Ontology annotation, cellular component: voltage-gated calcium channel complex. Lineage: Eukaryota; Metazoa; Chordata; Chondrichthyes; Lamniformes; Lamnidae. The transcript is spliced from 37 exons. Gene Ontology annotation, molecular function: voltage-gated calcium channel activity. Bases 1 to 3522 code for a protein of 1173 amino acids. The record is from RefSeq and is a predicted model, not a curated record.